GUGCUGCCCGCCACUCCCAUUUGAGCAUGAGAGGUGCCCAUGCUAGAAGAGGCAGAGUUGAUCGACGCGUUCCUCGACUACGAGGGCGGGACGCUGGUAGUAGACAGCGAGAUGGCCAAAACCACUUGCACAAUUGGGGAGCUAUUGAUCAAAGCACUCGAAAAGGGGCCUCCGGCAGUGGUUGCCGAGUUAAGGGAAGGAACGGUCAGCAGAGUUGGAAGGAGGGAAGAGAAGGGCGCCUGGGGCAGUGUUGUGAAGCCCCGGGAUGAACAAAUCGCACUAGCCAUUGAGGGAGGCUGGAGAAGGGUUAUGAGCAUGAUGGAGUCUCAGAAGCUGGAGAUGCAGCACUAUCAGGCCUAUCAGGUGGAUAAUAAUCAGAUGGGUACUCAGGAAGAAGAGCAGUUCUUCCUCAUCAAGUCAUAUGAAGGUUUGUUUAGAGAAACUCGGUUGCUACUGGUGGGAAACAAGGAACCCCACGAGGUUAGUCCUAAAGCUAGGGAGGAAGCGGAUAGGUAUGUGCUUAGAAGGGGGCACCUAUUUCGAAAGGAGGAAGGCCUGGCGCCCAGGAGAGUAGUCUGUGGAAGGAUGCGACAACUCGACAUUAUUCAGGCCAUGCAUGACGGAUUGGCCGGUGGCCAUCGCUCAUCCAAAGGGACCCUAGCCAAGAUAACGCCGCUCUAUUAUUGGCCGGGAAUGRCAWYKAUGGUAGCCACGUACUGCCAGACCUGCAAAAUCUGCCAGGAACGAAGCACGGUCCGCAUUUUCGAGCCACUUAGACCCACCCGCGUGCUGGGGCCAGGGCAUAUGGUACAUCUCGACCAGGCAGUCAUGCCGGUUUCCAGAAAAGGGUACAGGUACAUACUUGACGCAAGGGAUAACCUUAGUGGGUUUGUCGAGGCAACCGCGCUCAAGAAGAAAACUGGGUUUGCAAUUGCAAACUGGGUGGAGGACUUUUAUCUGAGGCACCCGUUCAUCAGGAGAUUCAUAGCCGACAAUGGGACUGAGUUUGUGAACCAGGACGUCCUGAAUACCUGCAAGAGGCUUGGCGUACCGAUCAAAUUGACAGAACCAUACCACCCUGAGGCCAACGCGCCAGUCGAGCGAGGGCACCAAAUGCUUAAGAACACGAUUGCAAAGUUGGCAGCAGAUGACCUUGGGAACUGGCCGGACUAUCUCAUACACGCGGUAUUUGCCGAGAAUAUGACACCAAAAAGGACAACAGAUGCAUCCCGGCAGAGCUAUGGUAUAGAAGUCAGGCGGACCAAGAUGGCACCCAACAACGAGAACAAUAUUAAUCAAGCAAACAUCAAUGUUGAGGACCCAUGGCGCCAACCAGAGAGGCUGCAAAACAGAAACAGACCAGUGCUCGUGAUAGGACCUCAACCCCGGCCCCCUGUGAGGACGGGAAAAAGGAAGAUGCAAGGUUGUAGACCCUCCCCUACAAAAGAGGGCGAUGUGCUCCCAGCCUGGUCAGAGGAUGAGGGUGAGCAAGAACGGGAGAAAAGGAGGGAAGAAAAAGGGACAGAGGACCAGCACAAGGAAGAACCUAGGCAGGGAAGCCGGGAAGACGCUAAGGGAUCCACAAAAGAUGACAGUGAGACAGGGGAGGACAUUCCGGAGAUUGUAAUUGUAAGUAGCGAUGACGAGGUGGAUAGGGUCUCAAGGCCCAGGCCGGAAGGACAGGCAUCAACAAGCAGAGCCUCAGAGGAGGUCCAUGAUUGGGAGGAGGUAUUCGGCCCCACACCCAAUCAUUGGUUCGAGGUGUGGGCCAGCACUUUCAGACAUGACUGGAUUAUUAUAGCCCGUAGCCUCAUGGCCGCUGGGGAGAGGGUCACGCCAACGGACUUUUUCUCAAAAGAAACAUUACAUGAUAUGAAGGCAACAUUGGACGAGAUACGGACCUACGGGCUGGGGGUGGCGCCGCCACCAAAGACAGAGGAGGGCAGGGGCGCGAAGCGCCAAAGAACGGACCGGGAUACUGGGAAUUAAGGGUUGGCAAACUGGGGUCGGAUGGCACGAUUGGAUGUAAAAUAGGGGCGUUGGGACUCAGCAAACCAAUCGGGAAGAAAGACGGGGGUUGCAUUUUGUUAAGUGGCUUCCUAGAAACAGAGUUAGUCAAGGCAAGGAUGUGGGACUUUGUGUGAAACGAUGCCUACUGACCUGAAACUUGCCAAAAGACAUGAGGGCAAGCUGGGAGAUGCAGGGAGGAACACCUUUUUGAGUAUCAGCUACCUUUUCUGAGUUUGGCAAAGACGAAGGAGAGUGUGAUUGGGGAAUUCGAACAUAAGGGGGUUCUCUCUUUGCUAUUCAAACAAUCAGUUUUUCGGAUUUUUUUGUCUUCUCAACAAAUUGUGAUACUGGUU
Molecule: messenger RNA, 2363 nt
Organism: Chara braunii
Lineage: Eukaryota; Viridiplantae; Streptophyta; Charophyceae; Charales; Characeae
Source: the annotation of a GenBank genome assembly